UAAAGCCAUUUCCUCUAUGUGUGUGUGUGUGUGUGUGUGUGUGCUCCUGGGGUCACAACAAGGGGUCAACAGACAGAGAUGGGUGGUUUUUAAGCCACAACACAGGAUGGGCCCACCAUUACCUGUGGAUAAAUUUAGCCAGGAAAUGAGAAGAUUUCAGCUUUCAGUGGAGUGAAAACAAGGACAGCUUCCCAAUGGGAUCUGCUGAGAUGAAGGGAGGAAAAUGGCAGGUGGAAAUCUAAGUAGUUUGAAAACUAAGGUCAAAAAGUUUAUAAAUGGGAUUUUAUAGCCUGUUUGUGAUAGCAAAAGCUGGACAGUUUCUCCUUUUGUGCUGGUUGCAAGCAACCAACUGAGCUGUUGGACUUGGGCACACUACUGACUGUUUACUAACAUGUAAGCUAGUGAUAUUUUUGUCCUGUAAUUCCCUCUUUAGAAGGGUGACCUGAGUGAUGUCCAUGUCAAGUACUACACAUUAAGUGUUUUGAGCCACUGACCACUGCUAGCCCAGAUGUGAUGGCUUCAGCUAUAUUUAGGUACAUCCAUGUAUUUCAGCUCAGUGAAUAGCUAUUUCAAAGCUGAGAAACCAUUUCAAUAAUGAAAAAGCAGUCAAUUACAUUGUCAUCUUUAGUCAAUGAAUUAAAAACAGGGAUUAGAUGUAAAAAUGGUUGUAUUUAUGGAGUGCACUGUGAGGAAAAACAGUCGCUGACUAAAAAAUAAGCAAUGCUUUAGUUUAGGUGGAAAAAUACACAUGGCAACUGCUUUACACUUAUGAUUAUAACAUAGUUAAGGUAUUUUUUAUUUUACUGAUGCAGUUUCUCAUUUUUCACAUCAUUGCCAAAUUUCUUCCACAGAACACCUGAAAGUUAUAAAGCUAUUUAGAAAAGUAAAGGUCAAAGUUGUAUAAGGUGGGGUUAUAAGUAAUUAUCAUGCUUUCCUGCCAAACUAAACAGUUUUAAAUUAACUAAACACAAUGUGGAUUUCUUCCCCACAGCCCAGUGGGGCUCUUAUGCCUUGGGUAGGAGCUUCACUCUGACUCCUCUCUCAGCUCCCUGUUUCCAGUACCUCUGUGCCUUCCUCCACACGGUUUUGGGUUCUGAGCUCCUGGGGUGGCCGGCUGCUGGGCAGGGAAUGGCUGGCAGACUGGGAAGGGGAGCUAGUAGUUACAACGUGUUAUGGCUCUGGGCUCGUCACUGAGGUAGUUGUUUGGUCAGUUAAUUCUGUGUCAUUUGCUGAUCGCAACCAGCAAAGGGAGCAGGGUCACCCACAUGUGGAUAGAAGAACCAGCCACAGCUUUUAUCCAGGUAGCACCAAUAAUUGUAGUGAUGUGGCAGGAGAAGCUCCAGUGCAAGCAUGCCAGCAGUGACUGAAGAUGUUUGGCUUGAUGAAUGAGUGGUCACUGUGUAUGUCCUUCUGUGUCACACUUGCUGGGCUAAAGCAGUUCAGGGUAUUCCUGCAUAUGCUGCCCAUCACCUUCUGUCACUGGGUAGUGAAACUUACAUAGAUAGUGCCAUUCUGGAGAAGUGUGAAGUAACUUUUUUGCUACUUUUGCACACUCAUUUCUGAAUUACCAGUUUAUCUUGACAAUAGAUAUAAGUGAAAUUGAAACUGCUUUCCAGAUUGCCUAUUGCCUGCUUCCAAGCACUGCCCUGAGAGCUUUCAAAAAACAAGCUGCUUCUCUGAAUAUAAAAGCCCUCACUGAAAUAGCAAGUAACAGGAAAAGAGUAAGUCAGUCAUUAUCAGAAUAGAUGAGUGACAGAAUUUCAUAACAUAUGCUUGUGUGCAUAGAGGCAGACACGUGCCAGGAAAGACAAAACUAUAAAAAAUGUUCAGAGUUCCCAGAUACCUUGCACACAGCAAGUUUCCUUAAAUCACUGGAUAAAACUUGCUAUACUUCUUAAGUUGCUAUGGCAUCUGAGCGCAUCCAAUAACAUCUGACAGAUAUUUAUCUCUGGCUGACAAACCACACUGAGCAAGUUGAAAAUCCCCCGGUUACACCGUCCUUGAUAUCACUUCCUGUGAGGUAAGUCUGAAGAACCAAUUCACGCAUACAGGCUGUCUGUGUAGAGACAGGCUGGCGUAGCUCAUGAAUUAAGUUGACACCUGUCUGACAUAAUGUUUGGAGAGUGACAAACAUCGUAUGGAACACUCCGGUGCUUUUAUAAAUGAGAGUGGACCAGAAAAAUGCUGUAAGUCUGAGAGAAGGCUGGAUGGUCUCCUCAGAGAGAAGACAGCUGAUCUGAUGGUCUCUUUGCUGUUGUGCACUAGGCAAAUAACUGAGAUUACUGCCCAUUCUUCCUUAACACUUGUAUUUUGUUGUUUCUAAUCUUUUCCUCCCUAAAGCUGAUGCCUGUUGGACAACUCUAGGGAGACAGGAGCACUGGGUUUAAAGGGAUGCAAACACCUGCUAAGAUGGCAGUGGCCAGUUCAAUUUCUAGCAAACCGGUACCACCACGCUCCAAAAAAGUGUCUGCAGCAGGGGUGGAAGUGAACCAGAGCAAGCUGGAUCUUUUCUGCAAGCUGGGCUAUGGUAAGCAGGACAUCUGCAAAGUGCUGGAGAACCUGGGCCCAGAGGCCCUUGAGGAUGAUGUGUUGAAAGAACUGAUUCGCAUGGGGAGUAAACCUCAAGCUCUGGAGAACCAGGCUCAGCCUUCCCCGCUAAGACUUGUUGCCCGUGGAUCAUGUAGCACUACACCAGGGUUGAAGCAACUUGGAGAAGACGAAAGUGAUUCUUCCGAUUCCCUGAGACCCAUUGUGAUUGAUGGCAGCAAUGUUGCAAUGAGCCAUGGAAACAAAUUGGUAUUCUCCUGCUGGGGGAUUCAGCUGGCGGUGGAUUGGUUUCGACAGAGGGGGCACACAUACAUCAAGGUUUUUGUGCCACUCUGGAGAAAGGAGCCCCCUCGACAAGACAGUCCCAUUGCAGAUCAGCACAUUCUUGAAGAGCUUGAAAAGCAAUCGAUCCUUGUCUACACACCCUCUCGGAAGGUGAAAGGCAAGAGGGUAGUUUGCUACGAUGAUCGAUACAUAGUGAAAGUUGCUUAUGAGAAAGAUGGAGUCAUUGUUUCCAAUGACCACUACCGUGAUCUCCAAAACGAAAACCCUGAAUGGAAAUGGUUUAUUGAGCAGCGACUACUCAUGUACUCUUUUGUCUGUAACAGGUUUAUGCCUCCUGAUGAUCCGUUAGGCCGGCAUGGACCUACUCUUGAUAACUUCCUCAGCAAAAAGCCAGUGCUUCCUGAAAAAAAAUUGCAGCCUUGCCCCUAUGGUAAAAAAUGCACCUAUGGCAAUAAAUGCAAAUUUUACCAUCCAGAGAGACUACGUCAAGCUCAGCUUUCAGUUGCUGAUGAGCUCAGGGCCAAAACAAAGGUCCUGUUAACUCUGGGGAAAGAGGAGGAUAGAUGGAACUGCUCACCGUACAAGAGCAGAGGAGAGCCUGCACCCUGUGAAGCCUGCACAGAAACUCUUCAAGAAGCCAGAGGUUGUGCAGGGCCUUCCUCCUGCUCAGGGAGGUCCCAGAGGAGCUAUCCUGAGCAGAGAGCCAGCGCCUGGGCUGGUGGUCCUGCCUCUGACCUGGGGCUGGACCAGUGCUUGCCACAGCCAGAGCCACUGCGAGACCAGCCGCUCCUGGAGCAGAUGUCAGCCAUGGCCAUUGGCAAAUGCACCUACAGCUAUGACUGGUCCGUACAAACCUCUCGGGACAGGGAGGUGAUGGACAACCCUCAUCACCGCGGUGACCUCAGGCACAAGCUGUUCUCACUUCACCACCCUCAUAGCUUGGACCACACCUGCUCACCGGGGCACCCUUUCCAGCAAACAGCUCUCCCCUCUGCGCCAGGCGGGAUGUGCCCAGAGCACAGCUGGCCUCGGGAGAGCUGCGGCACGCACGGAACGGGGCAGAGGAGCUGCUACCUCCCUGAUGGUGCUCGGCACAAACAGGCCCUGGGGACUCAGCAGUGUGUUUUGCUGCAGUCCACAGUUCUUCCCCCCGACAUGCUUCACUUGUACAGCGAGCACCAGCAGCAGCAGCAGCAGCAGCAGCAGCAGCAGCAGCAGCAGCAGCAGCAGCAGCAGUGUUCCCCCAGCCAGCCCCCAGGGCAGCCCUUUCUGUUAGACUCCAGCAACAGACCGGGCUUCUUCCAGGAAGCCCAUGCGUACCCCAGUGCCUCUUACAGUGACUACUGGCCCACCCCAGCUGAAAGGCCAUCCUCUGCCCAGCAAGUAAACAUACACAGCUCCCUUUUUCCUUACAGCGAGAUGAACCAGGUCAUGACUUUGUACCCUGACAUCAAGGAUAAGGGGACUGGCACUCCUCCCCUAUGAAGACAGGCUGAGAAAGUUGGGGCUGUUCUGCCUGGAGAAGAGAAGGCUGGUUGGAGACUUCAUAGCACCUUCCAGUAUCUGAACGGGAUCUAGAAGGAAGUCAGAGAGGAACUGUAGUGAUAGGACAAGGGGGAAUGGCUUCAAACUGAAAGAGGGUAUGUUUAGAUUAGAUGUUUGUUAGGAAGAAAUUCUUUUCUGUGAGGGUGGUGAGGCAUUGGAACAGGUUGCCCAGAGAAGUGGUGGAUUCCCCAAACCUGGCAGCGCUCAAGGCCCAUGUUGGAUGGGGUUCUGAGCACCUUGCUCUAGUGGAAGGUGCUCCUGUCCAUGGCAAGGGGUUUGGAACUAAAUGAUCUUUAAGGUCACUUCCAACCCAAACCAUCCUACGAUUCUAUCACAUUGCUUGUUUGGCUUUACUGAUUCAAAGACACAGAAAUUUGUGAAAUCUCCAGAGCAAACCUUUCUCAAUAAGCACAAGUCCUAGGGCAAAAAGAUGCUACUCUGAGGCUUGUUAUUAAAGCGCAUUAUGGCAAGGGUUACAGCUGUUCCAGGAAUACAAGCAUCAACCAGCUAUGUUGCACUAGACAUCGAGUCAAGGCAAAGGCUGUCGUCCACUGCAGUGGGAUCACAUUCCACCUUCCAGGAAAGGGAACAGCAGGCUGCCAGCAUUUGAACCUCACUGGUGACUGGAUUCAGGAUGGUAUAGAUUUUCAUUAAUGCCCUGAAGACAUAAGGCAUGUUUUUCAAGUCCUAACCUAUUGCUCAACUUCCACCCUUCCCAGUAAUGGGCUCCCCCAUGACCUGCCCGUGACUGCUUGCUCAGCUAGCACAGAAAACUAUUUGGCCUAUUUCCCCUAACAGAGGGCUGUGCUCUCUGCUAGAAGGCAUCUUUAGGUCUGUGUUAUUACCUAAUUCAAGCCCAGCCCGAUAUAAGUGAGCUUUCAAAGACACAUUUCGUGUUUGUUAAGCAAUGCUGAGAACACACAGAAUCACUAGCAGAGGUGGUGGAGCUACACCAGAGCCCUUGAAGAGAGCUGCAGGUCCAUUUCUCAGGUAUCACACACAACAUAAGCCAAAUCAGGGAAGUCACCUUCAGUGUAACUCCUGAUGUGGACUGAGGGCUCAGGGUAAUUAAAAAAAUUCAGAAAUCCCAAAGAUGCCAAGAGGAGAAAAAGAAGGAAAAAAGCUUUAAAGUAUCUCUUUUAUUGAAUAAGAAAACUUGUUGGCUUAACCCUUUAUUACCAAAUGUGGCCCUAUAAUGCAAUCAAUUAUAUGGAUAAUUUAUGAUUACAAAUAUUUAAAAUAUGUUCUGUUGGGACAUGUUUGAUUUUCAGUAAUCUGUAAAGCUGCUAAUUUCUGCAUUAUUCCACUGAAUUCUUCAGGUUAUAAUUCAAAUACUAAGGUUGACCCUGAGGGUUUUUGGCAUUAUACCAAAGUUUAAGUAUGUCAGUAUGACGUGUUGUUUUAAAAAUGCUUUAACACAUUAUAAAAUAUUCAUCUGUAGCACUUUGUUCUGGAUAAUGUCUUCUUUAUUUUCUGGGGCUUGUUUGAUUUUUUUUUUGCUUUUGUUUAGUGUUUAGUUUUGUUUGUUUUCCAAUCCUCUUAGCACCAAAAUGUUUCAUCAUUCAGGUGGGAUUUUCAAACUCUCUGACCCUGAAGUAUUUAAUUUCUUUGAAGUGAAAUCAGUAUUGUUGGUUCCAGGCAGGAAUGAAACAUGGUCCUCCCUGAGAAGCUGGAAUUCUCUUGCUUUUGAAAAGGGAGUAGUAAUUUACAUUUAGUGACACUAUCACACGAUGCAUUUUUUGAAAGCAGUGAUAGUUUGACCUGUUUCCCUCUAGAAACCACCACCAGCUCUUGUUUUUGGUGGAGGUGUUUAAAGACUCUUCAGGAAAUAAGUAUACUGUAUCUGUUUAAUUUCUUUUGACAAUGUGGUUGGCUCCAGAAAAUUAUAAUUUGGAGUUUG
Myiozetetes cayanensis is the source of this 6277-nucleotide messenger RNA. It is a transcript of the gene ZC3H12D, whose product is annotated as zinc finger CCCH-type containing 12D. Bases 2392 to 4317 code for a protein of 641 amino acids. The record is from RefSeq and is a predicted model, not a curated record. Lineage: Eukaryota; Metazoa; Chordata; Aves; Passeriformes; Tyrannidae. Gene Ontology annotation, biological process: nuclear-transcribed mRNA catabolic process, RNase MRP-dependent; 3'-UTR-mediated mRNA destabilization. The transcript is spliced from 5 exons. Gene Ontology annotation, molecular function: metal ion binding; mRNA binding; RNA endonuclease activity. Gene Ontology annotation, cellular component: cytoplasmic ribonucleoprotein granule; nucleus.